CAAUUAAAACACAAUCUGUGUUGUAGCUUUGCUAAUGAUAAUAAAACGUCAUCGUAUUUGUUAAUUUAACCAUGAUCUUACAAUGAGAAAGGUCCGAAUAUUUCAUCUGAUGUUAAGAAAUCGUUGGUCAAGAAAUUAUUAUGAAAGUUGUUGCGUGUUGUAUUGGGAGAAAGUGGUGGUCGACGCGUGGUACAAGUAUGGCUGAUGGAACGAUUAAGCAUUCGAUUAUCUUUCCAAAAAGUUCGAAAGCUUUUCUCGUACAACCUUUAUGUGAACUGAGCAAUGUAUGGCCGCCCACAGGGAAGUACUUUCUCGAUCAAAAAUCUUUAGAAAGGAUAGAUGGAUUCUUGCGGAUUCAUAGGAAUGCUUAUGUGCUUUUUACUGCCAGCGAAAUCUCAUCGGAUGAAGCUUUGAUCCUGGAUGCUACUCAAAAACAUUUCAUCAAACACCAUGUAACCUUCCUACCAAUCACAGGUGGUGCUUCACAGUGUGUUGAAAUAAUUAUGGAUAUUAUCCAUUCAGAGGUUGAUGCAAGCAAUAUGCUAAGUGAUAUGAAGAAGCUCUGCGAUGGAGAGCUAGAUGAGAGUAUGAUAUGCAAUAUUAUUGAGAAAAAUCUAGAAGUUUCUUCACACGAUGCAAUGGUUCUUCAUGAUGGCUGCAAAACAAUUCAGAACAUCGCAAAUGCAGAAUUGGAUCAACUCAUGGAAUGCAGCUUAUCUGUCAAAGUUAGCAAAAAUGUGAUUGCUUUUUUUGACUAACCAUGUGAAUGAAUAAUUAUGUAGUUUUUUAUUCAAUACCUUUAUUUUUUGUUUUACUUAUGAUGUUCCUAGCCUAUGAGGAAUUGAUAGAUUUUUAUGUUGGAAUUCCCUGAUUUUAAUACCCUUUUUAUCGAA
Molecule: messenger RNA, 893 nt
Organism: Hydractinia symbiolongicarpus
Lineage: Eukaryota; Metazoa; Cnidaria; Hydrozoa; Anthoathecata; Hydractiniidae
Exons: 6
Coding region: 141-758 (205 amino acids)
Biological process (GO): synaptonemal complex assembly; reciprocal meiotic recombination
Cellular component (GO): chromosome
Source: RefSeq, a predicted model, not a curated record